Carassius gibelio (silver crucian carp) is the source of this 5975-nucleotide messenger RNA. RefSeq names its product zinc finger and BTB domain-containing protein 18. Gene Ontology annotation, cellular component: nucleus. The transcript is spliced from 3 exons. Gene Ontology annotation, biological process: regulation of transcription by RNA polymerase II. The record is from RefSeq and is a predicted model, not a curated record. NCBI's taxonomy places the organism in Eukaryota, Metazoa, Chordata, Actinopteri, Cypriniformes, Cyprinidae. Gene Ontology annotation, molecular function: RNA polymerase II cis-regulatory region sequence-specific DNA binding; DNA-binding transcription factor activity, RNA polymerase II-specific; protein binding. The coding region runs from base 1378 to 2991 and encodes 537 amino acids.
UACCAGGGGGGUCCGGGCAACAGGGAUGUGUUUUGAAUAGGGAGCUCUCAUUAAGUCUUUUUGCGUGUCUGCCAUCAGAGUGUGUGAAAUGGGAAGUAAAGGAUUUCGAGCCGGUGUAGUGUGACAAGGCUGGGGGACAAGUGACACUUUUAGUUGCCAUGAAGAGGUUUCCAGGCAAGCGUUUGAUUAUUCUGUUUGUUUGCAGGUCUUCUAUUUGGUUGCUUCGUUCUCAAUGGCAAAUUGUUGCUCUGUUGUGACAGUAUAGAGCGCCGUUGGUAGGGUAGUUCAAUAUAGUAUUACAGAUUUAUAACUAGAAACUCUCAUGCGUUGAUUCACUGUUAAAACCUGUUUUUCUUUAAGUAACAAUAUCUUCUAAAUCUUCCAAAGCGAGCGAAAAUGCAGAAAUGCUUUUAGCUAAAUAAAUCCGCAACUUUAUAUAAUCGCGCAUUCUUCAAAACGUCCCUUCGUCAGGCUUUUGCCCAACUCUUUCCUUUUUUUCUUGUUUGUAAGGACUAAUUUAGAACUUGCAGAUUUGAGCUGCCUGAAUUGGCUAGACAGCUGUAAUCGCACUCCUCCUAGUCUUAAUCUCUUUAUCUGGGCAGCAGCUGCCAUAUGGUCUCAGUCAGCUGGAUCAGAUGUUCAUAAGCCUCCUUCUCCGUCCCUCUCUGUCCUCCCAGUCUCCUAAUUUGAUCGCUGCUACCUUGCGAGCUGUCCUGCAAUCUUUAUUUUUAGCCAUCUUAAGGAUUAGGAUUGAUGUGGACUACGGGGCACUUAAAGUGAUUGUAUUGUAAAUCUGCUGUGGACCGCCUCUUUGGGGAGGAUGUUCCAUUUCUCCAAAGAUUUGGGGAGGGGAAAAGGGGGAGGAGAGGGCUGGCGAGAGGUUUGUUAUCCCCCUGUCCCCCUAUAAGCCCCUCAUUAAUGAAGGUCUGAACACUCUUUGGGGUGGGCUGGUUUUUUUUUUUGCUCGCUAUCCCAAUCAGAUUUAAAUGAAGAUUCAAAUGAGUCCAUUUAAGUCUGCUGCUUGAACAUGACGCCGGUGCAUUUUUUUAGACGGGAACAAUCUCCACGGGUAACAGAUUGUCCGUCUUUGAUUACGCACGUCAUGCUGAUAUUCUGCAACCUCAGUUGUCAUUACCUCAGAGAUCAUGGUACUUAGUAUACUUAUGCAGUGUGCCCAUGAUGGUGAGCUGUUUGUGUACCUGUAAGCCUGUUACCUAUACUUGACGUCCUGGCCAAAGUGGGUUAUUAUAAAUAACUGCUCCAGGAGCACAGAGAGGGAAAACAGGAAAGAUUCUCUCGCGCAGGCAUCUGUGGAAUCAGGACUUCAGCUUCUUACAUCACGCCAUCUGAUUAUAUCCAAACGGUUAUGAAGACAGCAUGGAGUUUCCAGACCACAGCAGACAUUUGCUACAGUGUCUGAGCGAGCAGAGGCAUCAGGGAUUCCUUUGUGACUCCACUGUGCUGGUCGGCGAUGCCCAGUUCCGAGCCCAUCGUGCAGUGCUGGCUUCAUGCAGCAUGUACUUCCAUCUCUUUUACAAGGACCAGCUAGACAAAAGGGACAUUGUUCAUCUGAACAGCGACAUUGUCACGGCCCCGGCCUUCGCUCUCCUGCUUGAGUUCAUGUACGAAGGAAAGCUCCAGUUCAAAUCGCUUCCAGUGGAGGAUGUGCUGGCUGCUGCCAGCUACCUCCACAUGUACGACAUCGUCAAGGUGUGCAAGAAGAAGCUCAAGCAGAAGGCCACGGCCGAGGCCGACAGCACCAAGCGCGAGGAGGACGCAUCAAGCUGUUCGGACAAGGUGGAGAGCUUCUCAGAAGGUGGAAGCACGGGCCGGCCGGCCACCGCCGACCUGCUACAGAGUGACGACGAGGACAUGGAGAACAAGCGGGACAGCCCUCAGGAGCCGGGGAGCAUGUGGAUGCGUCUGCCUUCCGCCCGGACAGCGUCUCCCACUACGAGCCCCAGGGAGGCGGAAACACAUGGCCCCAAUGCUGGCAAAUCUCCUGCCGGUAGCCCCAGCAGUUCCACAGGCUCCCUCUCCCGUCGCUCGGCUGUGUCUCGGAGAGUCUCCGCUGACACCGAUUGCGUGCUUGACCUCUCUGUGAAGUCCGGUCUGGGCGGAGGUCCUGGGGAGACCAUAGCUGGCAACCCUUAUUUCUGCAGCUCUGUGACCCCAGACAGCCUCCAGAGUGCCCUGGUUCAGGUCAAGGUGGAAAAGGACACGGGCUCGGACGAUGACGAGCUGGUGAGCGGUGACUACGAGAUGGAGCACAGCGGUGUCAAGGAGCCACCCAGCACCAACGGGACUCACCUCAGCCUCGUGGCACAACGGCGCUUGGGCCUGGAGGCUCACCUCUCAGCCCUGCGUGAGGCCUCGCUGGCCAGCGAGCUGGAGCGGGACGACAAAGGAGGUGACGACGACGCAGACGUCUUGGGAGGGGACAGCGAGCGAGCACAGGAGGCCGUGGGGGUCGAGAACUCCCUGUUGCCUUACGUCUCCAGCAUGCUGGGGUCUCCACAUACUCAGAUCUUUAUGUGCCCCUUAUGCAACAAGGUCUUCCCCAGCCCACACAUCCUGCAGAUCCACCUCAGCACGCAUUUCCGCGAGCAGGAAGGCGUACGGUCCAAGCCAGCCGGCGACGUCAACGUCCCCACCUGCUCCAUCUGCGGCAAAACCUUCUCCUGCAUGUACACGUUAAAGCGCCAUGAGCGGACACACUCGGGCGAGAAGCCCUACACAUGCACUACUUGUGGCAAGAGCUUCCAGUACUCGCACAACCUGAGCCGUCACGCCGUGGUGCACACGCGCGAGAAGCCGCACGCCUGUAAGUGGUGCGAGCGGCGCUUCACUCAGUCAGGGGACUUGUACCGACACAUCCGCAAGUUCCACUGCGAACUGGUCAACUCGCUCUCGGUCAAAAGCGAGGCGCUCAAUCUACCCACGGUCAGAGACUGGGCACUGGAAGAUAGCUCUCAAGAACUGUGGAAAUGAAAGCUAAACUUAUAGCAGACAGUUUGAACUGCUUGUUAAAUUAAUGAGAGAGAUCUGAGUGGCAUUUUUUUGGGGCAGAGAGGUGAAGGUAAGAGUGAGGUGGAGUGACUUCCGAAGGGUCUGAAUCAGUCAUUUUUCUUGUAUGUACAUUGCAAAUCUUGUUGAAUUGCACUUUACUAGCACAUGAAAAUGUUACUACUGAUUUCCUUUUAAUAUAUUUUCUGGUCUCUUUAGGGUCUCUUUUCUUUUUUUCCUGUUCUCUUUGGGUUUUUUAUAAAAAUGGGUGCUGGUCUCACUAACUAAUUUUGACAGAAAAAUGAUUCAUUGGGAUUUUCAACUGUAUAUAAUUUACAGUGUUUGUAUACGCUCCUAAAUUUCAAGGAACAUCUGCCAUGAAAAGCAUAUGAAGAUUUCAGGUAAUAGACAAGGAGUUAAAAACUAUGGACACACUAAACGGGUACUAUGGUCAUAAAUUUACCUGUACACACUCGUCUCUUGUUUGAGUGAGUGUGUGUGUAUGAAUAUAUAGUGCACUACUAUAAUUUGCAGGUAACAUACCUGAUGUGUGUCUGUGGCCGUGCAUACAUGUGUAUUUAUGCACAUGCACACACAUACACACAUAGUGUGUGAGCAGGUCAGUCCUUUAAAUCCCACGAGGAAGCUCCAAGCUUGUGUUACUUAAGCUCUUGUACAUUUUUGACUCGUUAUAGGAAACUUGACUGAUGGAAGACAAACAAGGCACUCAUGCAAUGUACAGCCUCCUUUUUCAUAUCAGUUGCCGCAUUUUUUCUAUCUUAUCUUAAUAUGAUUUGAAGUCAUUUUCGCAUUUUAGUUGCGGUCUCUCCACAUCACUCGUUUGCUACUGAGGUUGGUUUUUACAUCGGCUGCAUUUCUAGAGAUUUCUGUAGUGUUUUAUUCAAAUUUUUCGUUUUUAAAAUGGAAUCUGUUGUUGCAUGAUGUCUGACCUGUAUAUUGAAAAAGAUGUGACUUGUUGUAUUGCUGUACACUGUAAUUGACUGAUUCAUUACAGUCAGGGCACCUGUCUGUGGAGAAAAAAAAAGUACCUUUAAUAUUACCGCUGUAGAAAUUGCAUGAAUUUUAUUUAACUUUCUUUCGUUGUUGUUUUGCAUCAGAGAGUGUAUUUUUUAUUAACUAAUUUGAUUCCUUGGUAGAUUUGAGUUUUUUUUCCUCUCAUUAGAGAAUGAAUCGGGGUUCUGGUGAGGUGGUUUUUUUCUGGGCUGUGAAGAUUUUGGAAAUGCACUGACGUUAGGCUGUAGUAUCUACACACGCAACGCGAUUUGGUUCGGACUCGCUGUAGGAUUCGGGGGUUAACGAGGGGCCAGGUCUCAGCAGAGGCUGGAUCGCUAUGUUUAUUGUUCAGAAGGCUAGCAUGGCUCCUGCUAGCAUCUCCUCACGCGCUGCUCUUCCCAGUGCUGGGUCCUCAACUGCUGUUUGUCUCAGUGUCCUGUUUACUGGCUGUUGUCAUUUGAAUCAUGUCAGCUCUGUUUGUAAUUUAUUUAUUUAUCUUUUCAAUUGGCACUUGCUUCAGAUUCGAUUGCCAUGAAGACACAUUUGCGUGGCUGAUGGUACAGCUCUUCUUUAUGGGUGUCCUCAGCAGCGCACAUCUAUUUGGAGAAGCUGAAGGAUCUUUAAACAGCAUAAAGCUCGACACACUCUGAUCUGAGUGGUUUGUGUGCGUGUGUUUGUUCAAUAAAUACGUUUUUUUUUUUUUUUUUUGGUCACUAGAACGUGUUUGGCAAGGAUGGUUGCACCUUUGAAGCUUAAUGAAAUUAGAAUUAUGUGCAAAAGAGGCCUUUAUCAAAUGUAUAUGCUUAAUUAUUAACAUAAUUGAAUGGACUUUGUUACACUGAAAAAAAAAACAUCUAUAAAUUUGUGAUCGUUAACUUUUUUUGCUGCAUUUGUGAUUAUGAAAAAUGUUUAUUUUGAAAAUGUUUUCUUUUUUCUUUUAAUUUGCAGAUUUCUUUUAUUAACAGUGUGAAGAUUAUGUUCAUUUUGUUUGUUUGUUGGUUUAUUUCACAAAAAAACAAUUUCAUUGUCAAAUCCAGAUAAAUAAAAAGCAAAGAAAAAUGAAAAGCAUAUGGCUUAUCGCUGAAGAUCAGUCACUCACAUAGUGCUGAAAUGCUUGAACUACUUUAGUUAGAUAGGGCCGGGGGCUCCGCACAUGUUUGGAGCAGGACAGGAGUGUGCGGCACACGGGCCUAUGCAGGCCUCAGGAACUGUCCUACCAUAUAUUAGGCUGGUGCAACGGCUAGUGAAAAGGUUGAGCUUUGCCAACAGCGCAUGCCCCUCAUGGCGUUUUGCACGGUGGUACUUUUACCUUUUGCACUCUAAAAUGUGACAGAAAAAAAAUAUCAACUGUGGGGUUGAUUUGUUUUCUAUGCUUUUGUUUUUCUUUAUGUUUUUCGUUGGCUUCUAUUGUACUUGACCGCCUUAAACUACUGUUAUCAGCUUAUACUCAGAGGGUGAAAACUGGAAACUGUCGCUGGAAUACUGGAUGUCUUUCUUGGACUUUUUUUUUUUGUUAGUUUUUUUUUUCAAUGGAAAUGAAGCUGUGAAAUGGCCUAUGAAGCAUAUCCAUAAAUUAGACACCCCUUUAGUUUACUUGAAACCCAGGAACCCCAGUGUGAAGAACAACUGUCAAACUCAAACUUGGUGGCUAAUGAGUAUGGGAAGGAAAAUAAUAAAUAUCUGUUGAAUUCAAGGACAAUCGGUGUCUGGAUGAAAAAAAAAAAAAAAAAAAAGAUGAUGAUUCGAUUUCACAUGUAAUUGCUUCCCUUCUGAGAUUUUUUGCUAUGUUGACAUUGUUCUUUUUAUGGAUUUAGACAUUUAGCUUUGACAAUCAUAGUAUGUUUCAUUUUCUCAAGGGAAGUAAAUUAUGAGGCUGUUUAGUUUUGUACUUUUGGUGUGCUGUUGGUGAAAUUUUUAAAUUGUGUGCAAACUGCAAUAAAUUAUAAGAACCUAAA